Molecule: messenger RNA, 1968 nt
Organism: Selaginella moellendorffii
Lineage: Eukaryota; Viridiplantae; Streptophyta; Lycopodiopsida; Selaginellales; Selaginellaceae
Exons: 1
Coding region: 368-1876 (502 amino acids)
Molecular function (GO): S-adenosylmethionine-dependent methyltransferase activity
Source: RefSeq, a predicted model, not a curated record
UUUCCAUGUUUAAUCUUCUCGUUAUAGUCAACGGAAACUAAAUGGAAGGGGAAAGAGGAGGCAACGCGGCUUCCUGUUUUUCUAGGGUUUGCAGUAGCGCAGGGGGGAAAGGUCUUUUAUCUUUUUGUGGGCGGUUGGUGCGAUGAUAGGAGUGGCGCGGCGGUGGCGGAAUCGGCGUCGUCGUGAAUGGCAUGAGGUUGAGAGGCGAACAGCAAUCAUGCCGCUACAGUCGAUUCAUUCUCGCUGUUUGAUCCUCGUGGGUGGGAAUCACACCGCCGCCCGCUUCUGUGCUCGCUAGGCCACUCCAAAUUGUCCCCCUGGGUUUGUACAGCAAUUCCAAGAUUCUUUUCCCCCCAUCGAUCGAUCCAUGGGGUGGAUCAGGCACGGCUCUCUCCUCCGCCCCCUCUUCCUCGCCUUGAUUCUUACCCUAGUCUCCUUCCUCUCCAUCAAGCUCGUCUAUGAUCCGGGGGCGCGGCCGGCGGCGGCGGCCAAGAUCAAGUGGCAGCCGCGGCAGCAGCUCAUGAUCGCGGAGGAAUUCGCGGCGACGGGCGAGGAUCUCACGCUGCGCCACCGCUUCUCCUCCUACGACGAGUACCUCCAGCUCCAGCUGCGCAAGACGAGCGACGCCAAGCUGCGCAAGAUCUGGACGAGCAGGGACUGGCGGCGCAAGGUGGAUGCGUUUGGGGCAAUCUUCCGGCGGCUCAUCCAGCGCGAUCUCCUCCGCCGGGAAUCCAAGGCGCUGUGCAUCGGCGCCAGGGUAGGGCAGGAGGUCCUCGCUCUCAGGGAGAAUGGCGUGGUGGAUUCCACUGGCAUCGAUCUCGUGCCGGCGCCGCCGCUGGUGAUCCGUGGCGACAUCCACAGCCAUCCCUUCCCCAGCGACACUUUCGACUUCGAAUUCUCCAACGUCUUCGAUCACGCCCUCUUGCCAUCGCGAUUCGUGUCGGAGAUCGAGCGCACGCUCAAGCCAGGGGGAAUUGCGGUGAUCCACGCCAUCAUCCACGCCCGCGGCGACAAUUUCUCCGCCAACCAGCUGCGCAGCCUGGAUCCGCUGGUGGCGCUCUUCGAGAGAUCCGAGGUCGUGGAAGUCCGGGCGGUGGACGCGUUUGGGCUAGACACGGAGCUAGUGAUGAGGAAGAGGCCGAUCCAGCCGUCCAGCUGUACGCCCAAGAUCUCGCGCCACACGAUGCGCCUCGCGGAGCCGUUGAUCGUCCAGGAGCCGGCCAAGCCGUGGAUAGUGCUCAAGCGCAACGUGGCCAAGAUCCAGUACCUGCCACGCCUGCUCGACACGUCGGACUUCCACGGCCGGAGCCGCCACGUGUACGUGGACGUUGGCGCGCGCACGUACGGCUCCAGCAUUGGCGGCUGGUUCAAGAAGGCGUACCCGACGUACGGCAGGAACUUCACGGUGUACGCCAUCGAGGCUGACGCGGCAUUCCACGCUGGCUACGCCAAGCGCCGGGACGUGACGCUGCUGCCGUACGCCGCGUGGACGAGGAACGAGACGCUGAUGUUCGGUACGGCGGGCGACGACAGCAUGGGGAGGAUACAGUCGGCGUCCUCGUCGGCGCCGCGUCGGACGUCCACGUCGGUGCAGGGCUUCGACUUUGCUGCCUGGCUGGCGGACACGGUGGCGCCCAGCGACUACGUGGUGAUGAAGAUGGACGUGGAGGGCACGGAGUUUGAGCUGCUGCCCAGGCUUAUCGAGAGUGGCGCGAUUUGCCUGGUGGACGAGCUCUUCCUCGAGUGCCAUUACAACCGCUGGCAAAAGUGUUGCCCGGGCGAGCGGAGCGCAAAGUACAAUCGCACUUACACCCAAUGCCUGGCUUUGUUCCAGUCUCUCAGGGCCUCUGGGGUCCUUGCUCAUCAAUGGUGGUGAAAAUUUUUUUUUCUCUGAUUGUGUAUCUGAUUGUGUAGUGAUCACACACAACUAUAUCAUGGGUAAUAGCGAAUGAGUGCCAAAUCUCAUCA